Messenger RNA from Symsagittifera roscoffensis, 808 nucleotides. RefSeq lists its product as uncharacterized. The transcript is spliced from 2 exons. Bases 134 to 634 code for a protein of 166 amino acids. Lineage: Eukaryota; Metazoa; Xenacoelomorpha; Acoela; Convolutidae. The record is from RefSeq and is a predicted model, not a curated record.
AAAAAAGUAAUGCGCAGAGCUGUCAAAAAGUAACGCAUGUGUACAAUUUGAAUCAAUUUAUAAUACAAUCUGUGAUUAUUAUUAACAUAUAUCAACUUACAUCAUCAAAACUUGACGAACACGUUUGGUCAAAAUGGACAAAAAUCAAGAAGAAUACGAACAGAAUCCGUUGAAAUCCGAACAAUUAGCCGACGAAAUCCGAAAAGUUUACACCGAGAAAAUUACCGCGAUUAAAAAAGCCGAGCCCAAAGAGUCAUACACAGCGGAAGGCGCCAAAGUCUGGGCCGAAUUCGUGAGGGAAUCUUUCCAAAGCGUAGAUGAGAAUGAAACUUCGAUUAGUUGGGAAUCGUAUGAAAAAGCGAAGGAGCUAACUUCCGGAAAGAAGUUUAUCUUUUGUGUGAAAACUUUCGCUGAAAUUGACGAUAAUGGGAAUGGAUUAGUUGACCUUGGAGAGGCAAAGAACCACGUUAAUUGGAAAAAGGUGUCUCGAUUUAUGGACAAGGACAGGAAUCUGGACGGCCAAGUUUCUCUGGCUGAGUUCCUGGACUCAGUCAAGAACCCCUUCGACGACCUGCUAGAGGAGUACAAAUUCAGAUACAACAACUACCUUCACUACCUCGAACACAGAAAGUGAACAGAACAUCCAACCAUCAUCUAGCCACGUGUUAAAUGGCUGAAAACAGUCGAACUAAAGUGAUUUUAUUCUAUUUUUUUUCGAGACAAAAGCAUACUUUAUAGGAAUUAUGUGGAUUAUUAAUAGAAAAAGAACACUUCAAUCUUACUUCAUUGUUUCAAUUGAGCAGUUAAA